AAUAUAUUGAUGAUGAAUAUGAUGAAUAUGAAAUUCUAAAAUAUAUCUCCUCCACUACCAAUACAAUUUCUGCUGGUAAUCUUGCUGCAGCACAUGAAGUUAUGUACAGAGAAUCUUUGCCUCUGUUACCACAAUUUCCACAACUUUCAAAAAAACAUGAAGAAUCCAACACUGAAAAUUUGACAGAUCAGGAAUUUAAUGCAAGACUUGCUGAAGCAAAUAUUUUUAACAUCAGCAAUAAAAACAAUAACUUAGUAAAUCAAAAUAGCUUUAAUGAAUUAAAAAAAAUUGCAAGUUCAAACAAGAUACCCAAAGUAAAUGUCGAUAGCAUAAAAAAAUGGUUUCAAGAAAACAUUUCACAAAAUCUACACAAGACAAUAUCAAAAUUUGAAAAUAUAGGAAGUUUUGAAGGUUUUAAUAUAGAAGAAUCUAGGUUUAUUAUAGUGGACAUGGAUGAAAGCACUUACACAUCAACAAUUAUUUCACAAGAUUUUGAACUUUUGAAAUUAUAUUUUCCAAAAACUUUUACUUCAAUGUGGUAUGUCAAAUGA
Molecule: messenger RNA, 551 nt
Organism: Entrophospora candida
Lineage: Eukaryota; Fungi; Glomeromycota; Glomeromycetes; Entrophosporales; Entrophosporaceae
Source: the annotation of a GenBank genome assembly